Drosophila ananassae is the source of this 1343-nucleotide messenger RNA. RefSeq names its product 39 kDa FK506-binding nuclear protein (gene Fkbp39). The record is from RefSeq and is a predicted model, not a curated record. Gene Ontology annotation, molecular function: macrolide binding; peptidyl-prolyl cis-trans isomerase activity. The coding region runs from base 138 to 1214 and encodes 358 amino acids. Gene Ontology annotation, cellular component: nucleolus; chromatin. The transcript has 3 exons. NCBI's taxonomy places the organism in Eukaryota, Metazoa, Arthropoda, Insecta, Diptera, Drosophilidae.
CGAUGCAUGGGUGUUGUUCCACCUCUAGUUUUCGCGGUCUUUUGGUCUCUCUGCCAGUCGGCGUCUGUUCGUUCCUGGAGAAUUUGUUCUAUUUUUUGUUUAAAGGUUUAAUUGCUAGUAAAUUUUAAAUAGCAAAGAUGUCGAUGUUUUGGGGUCUUACCAUGAAGCCUAACCGCAAAUACACCCAGACGAUUAUCAAAUCGUUCCAUAUAUCGGGUGUGGCCCUGGACAAAGGCGAGGAGGCAAAAUUAUACCUUAUGGCUGAGAAGCAGAAGUACAUUGUGGCCACCGUGUCUAAAAACAUUCCCCAGGUGCCUUUGGAUUUGAACUUUAGCAAGGGCGAUCAGAUCAUGUUCCAGACCACCGGUGAUGCUACUGUCUCCCUAUUGGGCUACUUGCAUGAUAUCGACUCCGAUGAUGAGGACGAAGACUUCAACAUCGAGAAUCUGCUAAAGGGAAAUGCCAAGGGCAAGAAAAACGGCAAGGUCGAUGAAGAGGAGGAUGAAGAGGAUGACGAGGAGGAUGAAGAUGAGGAUGAGGACGAGGAUGAAGAUGAAGAUGUCGACGAUAGCCAGCUCAUGGAGGAGUACGAGUCCUUCCUUGAGAAUGGAGAAGAGGACGACUCUGAGGAUAUUGAGGAGAGCGGCGAAGAGGAGGAUGAGUCUGAUGAUGAGGAGGAAGAGGAAGUGGAGGAGCCAAAGGCAAAGCAGGCCAAACUCUCAACGGAAGCUAAAGCCAAGGGAAAGCCAGCUAAGGAACAGAACGGAGUGGCAAAGAAGGACCAGCCAAAACAACAGCAGCAGAAGGCUAAAGGUGAAAAGCCCGAGCCCAAAAAGGAGGCACCCAAGCAAAAGCAGACUCAACAAGCUGGUGGUGAGCGCACAGUCAGCGGCGGCGUAAAGGUGUCAGAUAUUGUGGUUGGAAAAGGAGAGGAAGCCAAGUCCGGAAAGCGCGUGUUUGUUUACUACACAGGUCGGCUGCAGUCAAACAACAAGACCUUCGACAGCCUUCUCAAAGGCAAAGGAUUCAAGUUUGCCUUGGGUGGAGGCGAGGUGAUCAAGGGCUGGGACGUGGGCGUUGUUGGCAUGAAGGUUGGUGGCAAGCGCCGCGUCACGUGCCCACCGCACAUGGCUUACGGUUCGCGUGGAGCUCCUCCGAAAAUUCCACCCAAUUCAACACUAGUCUUCGACGUCGAGCUGAAGGCUAUCCAGUAAUCUGCCCAUUGCCCGCAUUAUAUAGACUUGUAAAAGUAGUUCUAAGAAUCCGCAUCGCAAAACCCUUUAAAAAAUACCCGAUAAAAUGUUGAAUAAAUGCACGUUGUUUCUACGCUGUUCAAAAAUCAA